GUAGACAUAUUCUUUGAUGUAGAGACUCGCUCACAGAAUGUUCACACCGUGGAUUGGUUUAGCAUGCUCUGUUGGGUUGAAAGCUGCUCGACAGGUCUGACGACGAAAUACUACCCGGAAAAGAGCCGUGGCGUGGAUUAGACAACAGAGCGAGAGAUGGGAGAUUCACUGAAUAUAAUGUUUUAAGGGAUAUUACACGUCAAACAUUAAUAUAAUUUUGCACUGUUAGUUUAUCAGGAUGUCGGCGUCUGCUAUUUUCAUCCUGGACCUUAAAGGCAAGGUGUUGAUAAGUCGUAACUAUAUGGGGAACAUGGACAUGAAUGAGGUCGACCACUUCAUGCCCAUCAUGAUGAGGAUGGAGGAGGACGCAGACACAUCGCCCCUGGUGACACACGGCUCCUCCCACUUCCUGUGGAUCAAACACAGAAACCUCUACCUGGUGGCAAUGACCAAAAAGAAUGCCAAUGCAGCACUGGUGUACUCCUUCCUCUACAAAAUAGUGGAGGUGUUUAAGGAGUACUUUAAGGAGCUGGAGGAGGAGAGCAUCCGUGACAACUUUGUGACUGUGUAUGAGCUGAUGGACGAGGUCAUGGACUUUGGCUUCCCUCAGACCACAGACAGCAAGAUCCUGCAAGAGUACAUCACCCAACAGGGUCACAAACUGGAUGUGGGCGCCCCUCGCCCCCCCGCCACCGUCACCAACGCUGUGUCCUGGAGGUCGGAGGGCAUCAAGUACAGGAAGAACGAGGUGUUCAUGGACGUCAUCGAGUCCGUCAACCUGCUGGUGAGUGCUACCGGCAGUGUCCUGCGUAGUGAGAUCGUGGGCAGCAUCAAGCUCAAGGUGGUCCUGUCUGGGAUGCCUGAACUCAGACUGGGCCUCAACGACAAAGUGCUCUUCGAAAUCACAGGACGAGAGAAAAGUAAGACGGUAGAGCUGGAGGAUGUCAAGUUCCAUCAAUGUGUCCGUCUGUCCCGCUUCGAGAACGACCGCACCAUCUCCUUCAUCCCCCCCGACGGAGAGUCCGAGCUCAUGUCUUACCGCCUCAACACCACGGCGAAGCCUCUGAUAUGGAUUGAGAGUGUGAUUGAGAAGUUCUCCCACAGCCGAGUGGAGAUCAAGGUUAAGGCCAGGAGUCAGUUUAAGAGUCGCUCCACUGCCAACAAUGUGGCCAUCAUGGUACCUGUGCCCAGCGAUGCCGACUCGCCCAAAUUCAAGACGAGCACAGGCAGCUGCCAGUAUCUUCCUGAGAAGAGUGUGGUGCAGUGGAACAUCAAGUCCUUCCCUGGGGGAAAGGAGUACAUGAUGAGGGCUCACUUUGGUCUGCCUAGUGUGGAGAGUACUGAGUUGGAGGGGAGAAGGCCCAUCACUGUCAACUUUGAGAUCCCCUAUUUCACUGUAUCUGGUAUCCAGGUACGCUAUCUGAAGAUCAUUGAGAAAAGCGGCUAUCAGGCCUUACCAUGGGUACGCUACAUAACACAGAGUGGAGAUUAUCAACUCCGGACAAACUAAGGGCAAGCCUGCUGCUAGACGAAUUGAUCGUCACUCUCUCCCUCUCUCUGGCUCUCUGGGAGUGAGGGACAGCAGAGGACAAGGAAAUGGGAACAACUUUCACCACUGUCAAUUCUCAAAGGAAAAGGUAGCCAUCUUGCACACUCUGCAGAGGACCUUCAAGACUCCAUUUCCCUUUAGAACUGUCACCUUCGACCUUUGCUUUGUUACAUCAUCUGGAGAAACAUGUUGAAUAAUGAACGUAGGGGUUUUCUUAUUGGUCACAUUGUAACAUUUGUAUAGUUGUAUUUUCUUCUGGACUAAUUCACGACAUGAUGAUCUCAUCAUUGAAAGUGUACAUUGAAACCUGUGACAUUGAAACCUGUGUACAGCACUAAUAAAAAAGUAUAUCUGCUUGGUGUGGGUGUGGAUGCUAUCGGUUGACGUUAUCUGGAGUCAGCUGUAAGCAUAUAAUCCCCACCGUGUCCAAGAGAUUAACACCAAGAUAGCCAAAUCAAUGAUUAAUAGGCCUGCAUAAUAUCAGCCGCUGUUUAUUACAAUAUUGUCGUCACAGUUCCUAGACUUGUGCUUGUACUCAGCUGACAACUAUUGAGCAAAAGACUGAAGGAAUUCUCUGUGUGCAGAUCACAAUGAUAUAGUGUUUCUAACAGUCUUGUGAUACAGACACAUUUAACGCCUCCAGGAAAUGCCAUGAUCAAAAUAAGUAAACCCUCAAUAAGGUGGUCCGAUAUGAAGAGAAAGUGGACAUAUCUAUGUCAAUGUGUGAAAAUCUAUGCCAAUGUGUCUCCACCAAACAAACACCCAACUUUUCCAAAGCAGGUGUUGGUUGGUAUGGUUACAGUAGUCUGUUGUGCCUGCAAUGCACCACCCCUCAUAUCAGUUCUAGUUCUCUCUCUGCCAGGGUAAUAGCUCGGGUUCUCUCUGCCAGGGGAAUAGCUCGGGUUCUCUCUGCCAGGGUAAUAGCUCGGGUUCUCUCUGCCAGGGGAAUAGAGUAGAAAGGUUCAGCCCAGAUUAAACAGCUAAAAUCAAAUCAACUUCAAAUUUUAUUGGUCACAUACACAUAUUUAGCAGAUCUUAUUAGGGGUGUAGCAAAAUGCUUGUGUUCCUAGCUCCAACAGUGCAGCUCCAGUCAAUGUGGUGUGUAUGAGUGUGCUGUGUGUAGGCCUACUGUAUGAAAUCCAGACCUGGUUUCAAAUUCAUGUUUAUUUGAGUAUUUGUUAUUUAAAUACUUAUUUUCUGUAUAUUUGAGUAUUUUCAAAUAAUGUGGGUGACUCAAAAAGUUUUUUCAAAUACUUAUUUCAAAUACUAUUUUCAAAUACCUGGGUUAGAUGCAUGGUAGUAUAUUUGAGACCGUGUAUUUGAGUAUUUUCAAAUACUUUCCAAUAUUCAACAACUUGUCUUUAAAAAAAUUUUUUAUAUCUAAAUACUUACUUCCAAAUGUCUUUAAAAGUAAGUGAAAUACCCUAAAUAGUACGUCAACCCAGGUCUGAUGAAAUAUCAUAUUAAACCAUCCAUGUAAAAUAGUUGAUUAUGAGGAACAGGACAAAUAUGACUAUUUUCUUCCAGAUAUUCUCUCCAGUGGGGUUUUUAAUGAUUAGUAUGUGUUUUUCAAACUAUUCAUAUCUUAUUUAUUAACCUCUGUACGUCAAUGGGAGACAAAGGGAUCUAGAUAGAAAUAAAUAAAUGACUUUGUACCUUAA
This is a messenger RNA of Coregonus clupeaformis (lake whitefish), 3210 nucleotides long. RefSeq names its product AP-1 complex subunit mu-2. The record is from RefSeq and is a predicted model, not a curated record. Bases 239 to 1510 code for a protein of 423 amino acids. NCBI's taxonomy places the organism in Eukaryota, Metazoa, Chordata, Actinopteri, Salmoniformes, Salmonidae. The transcript is spliced from 12 exons. Gene Ontology annotation, molecular function: clathrin-cargo adaptor activity. Gene Ontology annotation, biological process: intracellular protein transport; vesicle-mediated transport. Gene Ontology annotation, cellular component: clathrin adaptor complex; clathrin-coated vesicle.